This is a messenger RNA of Wickerhamiella sorbophila, 1236 nucleotides long. Its product is annotated as putative transporter MCH1. Gene Ontology annotation, biological process: transmembrane transport. The coding region runs from base 1 to 1236 and encodes 411 amino acids. The record is from RefSeq and is a predicted model, not a curated record. Gene Ontology annotation, molecular function: transmembrane transporter activity. Lineage: Eukaryota; Fungi; Ascomycota; Dipodascomycetes; Dipodascales; Trichomonascaceae. Gene Ontology annotation, cellular component: membrane. The transcript has a single exon.
AUGAUAGAGCACAAAAAGUGGCGGGUCAGCGUCUACUCGGCAAGCGCUGCCGUGUGUCUGCUUUGCGCCUCUGUCACUGUUUUCCCGCUCUACACUCAAGAAUUCAGCAACACAUUAGGGUACUCCACACUGCAGAUCAAUGCCGUCUCUAUCGCAGCGGAAGUCGGUUUGUAUGUGAUUGUGCCGUACCUUGGCUAUUUGGCGGAUACUUACCGCCUGUCAAACCUGGGUGCGCUGGGGGCAGUGCUGUUUCUCAUCGGGUAUCUCGGGGCCGGCUGGACAUUCGCCAACCAUGCUAGUUAUAUUUAUAUGGCGUUUUCUUUUGCGCUUAUUGGUGUGGCAACCUCUGCAGUCUACAUUUCUGCGCUGGUUUCAUGUACGCGAUUGUAUCCCAAGCUCUCGGUUUUGGCUAUUUCGGUACCAACUACCGCCUACGGUCUCUCGUCGUUGAUAUACUCUAGUGUCAUAUCCUGGGCUCUUGGCAAUGAUGGUGACUCGGAUGCAGCCGUAGUGCGUGUGUUCAAUGUUUUAGGCGUUGUCCUUUUCAUCCUAGGUGUAUUGUCGUGGGUCCUCCCCCGGCUGGCUCAUAUUGACGUUGUGCCUAGUCCCGUUCUGGAGUCGGGUGAAGAAGUACCGGUUAGCCAUUUCCAUCGGUUCGUAAACGAUCGUGAACCUUGGAUUUUGCUAGUAUCUUUCAUCCUAGUUUCAGGGCCUUUGGAAAUGUAUCUCAACAACCUUGGGCUCAUCAGCGAAAAAGUCCAUCCCCGCCCCUCCACUAGCACGCAAGUCAACAUGUUUUCUUUAACCAGCACAAUUUCCCGGCUGUUAAUGGGUGCCCAUGUGGACAUGUAUGGUCAUCACAUUUCGCCCGCGAGCAUGCUCGUGUUUAUAUGCGGGGUUUUGGCCGUGAACCAGUUCGCCCUCGCUGCGGGAUGGUUUGGUUCUUGGUUCUCUAUCAGCAGUCUCAUUAAUGGUUUCGGUUACGGUACUGUCUUUACGCUUUAUCCUAUUCUCGUCACAAAAGUCUGGGGGCUCGACGGAUUCGCUACCUAUUGGGGUAUGUUUAUCCUGGGUCCUGCCAUUGGACUCAUAAUCUUUGGCGUUGAGUUUGCAAUGACAUACCAGACGUUUGGUCUAAAAGCGAUCUUUUAUACUACAUCCGUGGCCAUGCUGGCUAGUUUGACUAUUGUCUACGUCCUAACUCGACACUGGACCAAACGCAUUAAACUGCAUUAA